GCGGUGCCGUCACUUCCUCCCCGGCCGGAGCUGGCCCCGCUCAUUCUCUUUAGUGUUUGCCCUGUGCCCGCCGCCUCCCUCCGCCGCCGCGACUCGCCCCCCGGCCCCCCGGGACCCGGCCCAUGGACUGAGCCGCCCGCUGGCCCGCAGCACCAGCCGGCCCGGGAGCCGCAGCCCAGGCAGCCAGGUCAACAAUUUGGCUUCAUCGCAUUGAGUUUGCCUGCAUUCAAAGCUGUUUACCUACAGUAAUUUGCUCUGGUUGGAAGUGAACAUGUCUCAAGUUCAAAUUCAGAAUCCUUCUGCUGCCCUUGCAGGGAACCAAAUAUUGAAUAAGAACCCAUCUCUUUCACAGCCUUUGAGUAUUCCUUCUACUACUAGUUCUUUGCCCUCUGAAAAUGCAGGUAGACCUAUCCAAAACUCUGCUUUACCCUCUGCAUCUGUUACAUCCACCAAUGCAGCUGCAGCUCCUUCUAACAUGGCAAACCCCAAAGAGAAAACCCCAAUGUGUCUUGUGAAUGAGUUAGCCCGUUUCAACAAGAUUCAGCCUGAGUAUAAGCUUUUGAGUGAGCAAGGUCCAGCCCAUUCUAAGGUGUUUACAGUGCAGUUGACUCUUGGGGACCAGCACUGGGAAGCUGAAGGAACUAGUAUUAAAAAAGCGCAACAUGCGGCAGCUGCCAAAGCUUUGGAAGGGACAAAAUUCCCUAAACCUACAGCUCGUCCAUCUCGUAGCGAAGGAAAGAAUCCAGACAGUGUAACCCCCACAGUGGAGCUAAAUGCACUUUGCAUGAAGCUGGGAAAGAAACCUAUGUACAAACCUAUUGAUCCUUAUACGGGGAUGAGAUCCACUUACAACUAUACUAUGAGAGGUGGUGCUUAUCCUCCACGGUACUUUUACCCAUUUCCUGUUGGGCCCUUACUUUAUCAAGUUGAGCUUUCAAUUGGAGGGCAGCAGUUUCAUGGGAAAGGAAGAACGAGACAAGCUGCUAAACAUGAUGCAGCUGCUAAAGCACUGAAAGUUCUGCAGAAUGAGCCCUUGCCUGAGAAACCAGAGGUUAACGGAAAAGAACCAGAUGAUGAAAAUCUCAAUAAAUCUGAAAUAAGCCAAGUUUUUGAGAUUGCACUUAAAAGGAACUUGCCUGUGAAUUUUGAGUUUUUCCCUCUGAAACAGGUGACCAAGGAAAGUGGUCCUCCCCAUAUGAAGAGUUUUGUAACCAAGGUGUCAGUUGGAGAAUUCAUGGGUGAAGGUGAAGGAAAGAGCAAGAAGAUCUCUAAGAAAAAUGCUGCAAUAGCAGUCCUAGAAGAACUGAAAAAAUUGCCACCCCUUCCUACAGUUGAGAAAAUGAAGCCACGAAUCAAAAAGAAAACAAAAUCAAUAGUGAAGCUGCAAACAAGUCCAGAAUAUGGUCAAGGAAUGAAUCCUAUUAGCAGACUUGCCCAGAUACAGCAGGCCAAGAAAGAGAAGGAACCAGAGUACAUGCUCAUCACAGAACGUGGUCUUCCAAGGCGCAGGGAAUUUGUUAUGCAGGUGAAAGUUGGUGUACACACAGCUGAAGGAAUGGGCACGAACAAAAAAGUCGCUAAACGCAAUGCAGCUGAAAAUAUGUUGGAACUUCUAGGUUUCAAAGUCCCUCAACCUCAACCUCCAAAGCCAGCAUUAAAGACAGAAGAGAAGACACCAGUGAAGAAACCAGGUGAUGGAAGAAAAGUAACCUUCUUUGAGCCGGGCUCUGAAGAGACUUCAUCUAAUAAUAAAGACGAUGAGUUUAGGAUGCCUUAUCUCAGCCAUCAGCAGCUUCCCGCUGGAAUUCUUCCCAUGGUCCCUGAGGUUGCACAAGCUGUAGGAGCCAAUCAAGGACACCACACCAAAGAGUUCAAUAGGGCAGCCCCAAAUCCUGCCAAGGCUACAGUAACAGCAAUGAUUGCUAGAGAGCUAUUGUAUGGUGGUACUUCUCCUACUGCUGAGACCAUAUUAAAAAAUAACAACUCAUCAGGCCACGUACCCCACGGACCACUUACUAGGCCCUCUGAGCAGCUGGACUAUCUUUCCAAUGUUCAAGGAAUCCAGGUUGAAUACAAAGACUUUCCAAAAAAUAACAAGAAUGAGUUUGUAUCUCUUAUAAACUGUUCCUCUCAGCCACCACUGAUCAGCCAUGGAAUUGGAAAGGAUGUAGAAUCUUGUCAUGAUAUGGCUGCAUUGAACAUUUUAAAGUUGCUGUCUGAGUUGGACCAACAAACCACAGAGAUGCCAAGAACAGGAAAUGGACCAAUGUCUGUAUGUGUGAAACAAGAAAUGGAAAGUGACCCUCUUCUCAAACCGGCUAACUCAAACACUUUGGGACAAACACUGGACAGCACUGCCUAAAAAGGCUUUUGACUGGACCCAAACGUGAAAGCACCAGAGAAAAUCAAAUGCUUCCUAUUAAUGUAACCUAACUGUUUUAGAGUGCUACAGUCUUUACAACCUACUGUAGUGUCUAAAUCAUAACCGUUGCUUUUUCUUCAAACAGUGAUAAAUUUUUAGUUUCAUUAUGUUGUUUUGAUUGAAAUGACACUAUAAAUUUUUCAUUUAAAAGUUUCUUAAUUGUAUCUAGAACAAUAGCACAGUUUAGAAACUUUGUCUUCUGAGACUGACAUGUUAUCUGUGAACUAACUUGGGAAGAUCAUAUCCAUGUAUGUGGUUAUUUUGUUUUUAUUGAAAUAGCAGUUUCACUGGAAACAAAUUGUGUGCCCACCAUUUUAAAAAGUCAAACAUUUCCACAAACCUAGCCUAAUUCUCCAACGGUUGAAUGAAUUAAAACACUUUAGGAAUUUUAAACUUUGUUUGAUCAUUUUUGGUUAAUUUCUAGUUUUUUUGAGCGGGGGAGGGGAACUUGGAUGCAACGUGAAUUAAAAUGAUCUCUGAUCUAUGUUUUAAGGAUUGUGUGUAUAGCUGGCACACAGCUCACUACAUUACAGGAUAUGAUCUCAAUGUAGUGCAUAUAAAACUGCAGAUUGAUUUUCCUUGAGUGCUUUAUACUGUUUAAUUACAUCUCCAUGUAGGGCUGAAAAAAAUUACCUAUGUUUAUAUAUAAACUGUGUUGCUUUUGAUGUUGUGUUAUUGCGCACUGAACUGUGCGCAAUAAAGUUUUUUGCAUAUGGUCCAGGUAAAGCACGAUAGCCUUGCAAGUUAAGUACUGCUUCAGUUCAUUGUUUACGCUGGAAUUUUUUCUCCCCAUGGAAUGUAAGUAAAACGUAGUGUUUGUCACCAAUAAAUGGUAAUACUAAAUUUUUUUGGUUAAUUUAUUCUUGUAUGCCACUACAGGGCCUGCUUUUUUUUAUAGGAUUUGAAAUGCUUGUGAUAUAGUACGGGCAGUAUUGUAAAGCUAUGGAGUAACUGUAAUGUGGAGGAUGUGACAAACUGGCAAGGUCAAGGAAAUUCAAAAGUAAUGUGGGUACACUUUGUUAUUUGUGCCACAAUGUGUUAGUGCAACUGUAUUAAUGGGAGCUUAAACUAAAGCUACAAUUAUAAAAAGAAACCUGGCGCAACAGGUUGGAGCAAUUUCAGAGUUUAAGUCUCUACUUUUAAGUUUCCUUGUUUGCUUGUAAUUUGAGUCAUAACCUUGCCUUGCACUUAGUAAUUUUUUGGGGGUAGUACUUUAAAAAGGAAACAAGACUUUCCCUCUAGCAACAAAAACUGGCACCAUAGACUGACAUAUGACAGUGUAUCAUUUGGAUGUGAAAUACCUUAAAUGUGUAUUUAACUGGUUACCUGUAGCAGCACUUCCUAAAAAACUAUUUGCGGUGUGUGCAGUAAUUGCCAUAGAAAGCAGUUACGGCACAUGCUGUCUCUCAAAGCUAAAUGUCUCGGCCAUUUUAUUCGCAUUAGCAAAAGUAAUUGGGCGACACUAACUACAUACCAAAUUUUAUUGAAUCAAGUUGGUUUUGAUCAUUAUAAGCGCAAAAAACAUUGUAAAGUGGUUUUUUACAUUUGUAGAACUAAAAUGCUGUACAUUUAAAAAUUAAAAGAAACUUGCUAGGCUGA
Messenger RNA from Dromaius novaehollandiae (emu), 4021 nucleotides. RefSeq names its product staufen double-stranded RNA binding protein 1 (gene STAU1). Gene Ontology annotation, molecular function: double-stranded RNA binding; mRNA binding. The coding region runs from base 272 to 2362 and encodes 696 amino acids. Gene Ontology annotation, cellular component: neuron projection; plasma membrane; neuronal cell body. Gene Ontology annotation, biological process: anterograde dendritic transport of messenger ribonucleoprotein complex; intracellular mRNA localization; germ cell development. The transcript has 15 exons. NCBI's taxonomy places the organism in Eukaryota, Metazoa, Chordata, Aves, Casuariiformes, Dromaiidae. The record is from RefSeq and is a predicted model, not a curated record.